This is a messenger RNA of Phodopus roborovskii (desert hamster), 6051 nucleotides long. RefSeq names its product EMAP like 6 (gene Eml6). The record is from RefSeq and is a predicted model, not a curated record. The coding region runs from base 62 to 5959 and encodes 1965 amino acids. Gene Ontology annotation, molecular function: microtubule binding. The transcript has 43 exons. NCBI's taxonomy places the organism in Eukaryota, Metazoa, Chordata, Mammalia, Rodentia, Cricetidae.
AGCCUUGAAGAGGACAGAGCCGACUCGCGGGGCACUGGGGGUCGCGCGGGGUCAGCUUAUCAUGGCGGAUCGGACAGCUCCCAGUUGCCAGCUCCGACUAGAGUGGGUGUACGGGUACCGGGGUCACCAGUGCCGCAACAACCUGUACUACACUGCUGGCAAAGAGGUGGUUUACUUUGUAGCUGGGGUAGGGGUGGUGUACAACACCCGCGAGCACAGCCAAAAAUUCUUCCUGGGACACAACGACGACAUUAUCAGCCUUGCCUUACAUCCAGAUAAAACUCUGAUUGCAACUGGCCAAGUUGGGAAGGAGCCAUAUAUAUGCAUCUGGGAUUCCUAUAGUGUCCAGACUGUGUCUAUUCUCAAAGAUGUCCAUACACAUGGAGUUGCAUGCCUGGCUUUUGACUCAGAUGGACAGCGUUUAGCCUCUGUGGGAUUGGAUGCCAAAAACACAGUCUGCAUUUGGGACUGGAGAAAGGGAAAACUUCUGGCCUCAGCUACUGGCCAUUCUGACCGGAUUUUUGAUAUUUCCUGGGAUCCAUAUCAGCCAAAUAGAAUGGUCAGCUGUGGAGUAAAGCAUAUAAAGUUUUGGACACUAUGUGGAAAUGCCCUGACUGCAAAAAGAGGGAUAUUUGGCAAAACAGGAGAUCUCCAGACUAUCCUUUGCCUUGCAUGUGCCAAAGAAGACAUCACAUACUCUGGUGCUUUAAACGGUGACAUCUACGUCUGGAAGGGGCUCACCUUGGUCCGAACUGUUCAAGGAGCACAUAGUGCUGGAAUCUUUAGCAUGUAUGCUUGUGAAGAGGGCUUUGCUACUGGUGGGCGAGAUGGCUGUAUACGAUUAUGGGACACUGAUUUCAAACCAAUAACCAAAAUUGAUCUCAGAGAGACAGAACAAGGAUAUAAAGGCCUCUCUAUCCGGAGCGUGUGCUGGAAAGCUGACCGCCUUCUAGCUGGAACCCAGGACAGUGAGAUAUUUGAAGUGAUUGUGCGAGAGCGGGAUAAGCCAGUGCUCAUCCUUCAGGGCCACUGCGAAGGCGAGCUCUGGGCUCUGGCUUUGCACCCCAAGAAGCCUCUGGCUGUGACAGGAAGUGAUGACCGCUCUGUCAGGCUAUGGAGUCUGGCCGACCAUGCCUUGAUUGCCCGCUGCAACAUGGAGGAAGCAGUCCGUAGUGUCUCUUUCAGUCCUGAUGGGUCUCAAUUGGCCCUGGGCAUGAAGGAUGGCUCUUUCAUUGUUCUCCGAGUCAGAGAUAUGACAGAAGUGGUCCAUAUCAAAGAUAGAAAAGAAGUCAUUCAUGAAAUGAAAUUUUCCCCAGAUGGUUCUUACCUCGCAGUAGGAUCCAAUGAUGGACCUGUGGAUGUCUAUGCUGUUGCCCAGCGGUAUAAGAAAAUAGGAGAAUGCAGCAAGUCCCUUAGUUUUAUCACACACAUCGACUGGUCUCUGGAUAGUAAAUACUUGCAAACCAAUGAUGGUGCUGGGGAGAGGCUGUUUUACAAAAUGCCAUCGGGAAAGCCUUUAACAAGUAAGGAAGAAAUCAAAGGCAUUCCCUGGGCCUCCUGGACAUGUGUGAAUGGGCCUGAAGUGACUGGGAUCUGGCCCAAAUACACAGAAGUUAUUGACAUCAAUUCAGUGGACGUUAACUACAACAGUUCAGUGUUGGUAUCUGGAGAUGAUUUUGGACUGGUCAAAUUGUUCAAAUUUCCUUGUCUAAAAAAAGGAGCCAAGUUUAGAAAGUAUGUGGGACACUCUGCACACGUUACAAACGUCCGCUGGUCCCAUGACUUCCAAUGGGUGUUAAGCACAGGAGGAGCAGAUCACUCGGUCUUUCAGUGGAGGUUUAUUCAAGAUGCUGUCAGUAAUGGCAUGCUGGAAACCACACCCCAGGAAGGUGGCACUGAUUCCUACAGUGAAGAAUCUGACUCGGACUUGUCUGAUGUACCUGAACUGGACUCUGAUAUCGAGCAGGAAACUCAGAUCAAUUAUGAUCGUCAGGUUUACAAAGAAGAUCUACCUCAGCUAAAGCAACAAAGCAAAGAGAAAAACCAUGCAAUGUUCUUUCUCAAGCGGGAGAAGGCUCCAGAGGACAGCCUGAAACUUCAGUUCAUACAUGGUUACAGGGGCUACGACUGUAGGAACAACCUGUUCUACACACAGGCUGGAGAAGUGGUGUACCACAUUGCUGCAGUUGCUGUGGUGUACAACAGGCAGCAGCACACUCAGAGGCUGUACCUGGGGCAUGACGAUGACAUCCUCAGCCUGACCGUCCAUCCAGUGAAGGACUAUGUGGCCACUGGACAGGUUGGAAGAGAUGCUGCUAUUCAUGUGUGGGACACACAAACUCUAAGAUGUUUGUCACUAUUGAAAGGGCACCAUCAGAGAGGAGUGUGUGCACUGGAUUUUUCAGCUGAUGGAAAAUGUCUGGUGUCCAUUGGUUUAGACGAUUUUCACAGUGUUGUGUUUUGGGACUGGAAAAAGGGAGAAAAGAUAGCCACAACCAGAGGACAUAAAGAUAAAAUAUUUGUGGUAAAGUGUAAUCCACACCAUGUUGACAAGAUGGUUACAGUUGGGAUUAAGCAUAUCAAAUUCUGGCAACAAGCAGGUGGGGGCUUCACCUCAAAAAAAGGAAUCUUUGGAAAUGCUGGAAAAUUGGAAACAAUGAUGUGUGCUUCUUAUGGGCGAAUGGAAGAUCUAGUGUUCUCAGGGGCAGCCACUGGAGACAUUUUUAUCUGGAAGGAUGUUCUACUACUGAAGACAGUGAAAGCUCAUGAUGGACCCGUAUUUGCUAUGUAUGCCCUAGACAAGGGCUUUGUAACAGGUGGGAAAGAUGGGGUUGUGGAACUCUGGGAUGACAUGUUUGAAAGAUGCUUGAAGACCUAUGCGAUCAAAAGGGCUGCGCUCUCAACUAGCUCUAAAGGCCUGCUUUUGGAGGAUAACCCUUCAAUUCGUGCCAUCACCCUGGGCCAUGGACACAUUCUUGUGGGGACAAAAAAUGGAGAGAUUCUAGAAAUUGAUAAGAGUGGCCCAAUGACACUGCUUGUUCAGGGACACAUGGAAGGGGAAGUGUGGGGACUGGCAGCACAUCCUCUCCUGCCUAUCUGUGCAACAGUGAGCGAUGACAAAACCCUUCGGAUCUGGGAAUUAUCCUCCCAGCACCGGAUGCUGGCAGUACGGAAACUUAAAAAAGGAGGAAGAUGCUGUGCUUUCUCCCCUGAUGGGAAAGCCUUAGCAGUUGGCUUGAAUGAUGGAAGUUUCUUGGUGGUGAAUGCUGAUACUGUGGAAGACAUGGUCUCCUUCCAUCACAGAAAAGAAAUGAUCUCUGACAUUAAAUUUUCAAAAGACACAGGAAAAUACCUUGCAGUGGCAUCCCAUGAUAACUUCGUGGAUAUUUACAACGUACUUACAAGCAAGAGGGUUGGCAUCUGUAAAGGAGCUUCCAGCUACAUCACACACAUUGACUGGGACUCUAGAGGGAAAUUAUUGCAAGUUAAUUCAGGUGCCAAAGAACAACUUUUCUUUGAAGCUCCAAGAGGCAGAAGACAUAUAAUAAGGCCCUCAGAGAUUGAGAAGAUAGAAUGGGACACAUGGACUUGUGUCCUGGGAUCCACCUGUGAAGGAAUCUGGCCAGCACAUAGUGAUGUGACUGAUGUCAAUGCUGCCAGUCUUACUAAAGAUGGCUCCCUCUUAGCCACUGGGGAUGAUUUUGGUUUUGUUAAGCUUUUUUCAUAUCCAGUCAAGGGACAGCAUGCAAGAUACAAGAAGUAUGUGGGGCACAGCGCACACGUCACUAACGUAAGGUGGCUGCACAAUGACUCUGUGUUGCUCACGGUAGGAGGUGCUGACACAGCCUUGAUGAUCUGGACCAGGGAAUUUGUGGGAACCCAGGAAAGCAAGCUAGUUGAUAGUGAAGAGUCAGAUACAGAUGCGGAGGAAGAUGGAGGCUAUGACAGUGAUGUUGCUAGAGAGAAGGCCAUUGAGUAUACCACCAAGAUCUAUGCUGUGAGCAUCAGGGAAAUGGAAGGCACCAAACCACACCAGCAGCUAAAAGAGGUGUCCAUGGAAGAAAGGCAGGGAAUUGUCAAGGGAUCAAGACCACCUGUAAGCCGGGCAGCUCCCCAGCCUGAGAAACUCCAGAAGAACAACAUCACCAAAAAGAAGUUGGUUGAGGAGCUGGCUCUGGACCAUGUGUUUGGCUACAGAGGAUUUGACUGCCGAAACAACCUGCAUUACCUUAAUGAUGGUGCCGACAUCAUUUUCCACACUGCAGCUGCUGGCAUCGUCCAGAACCUCUCCACAGGCAGCCAGAGCUUCUACCUGGAGCACACAGAUGACAUCCUCUGCCUCACAGUGAACCAGCACCCAAAAUACAGAAACGUGGUGGCUACCAGCCAGAUAGGGACAACACCUUCAAUUCAUAUCUGGGAUGCUAUGACCAAACACACCCUUUCCAUGCUGCGGUGCUUCCACUCCAAGGGGGUGAACUACGUCAACUUCAGUGCAACCGGGAAGCUCCUGGUGUCUGUGGGCGUGGAUCCAGAGCAUACCAUCACUGUCUGGAGAUGGCAAGAAGGUACCAAGGUUGCCAGCCGAGGUGGUCACCUGGAGCGUAUAUUUGUGGUAGAAUUUCGCCCCGACUCAGACACACAGUUUGUAUCUGUUGGGGUCAAACACAUGAAGUUCUGGACCCUGGCUGGAAGUGCCCUACUGUACAAGAAAGGGGUCAUCGGGUCCAUGGAAGCUGCCAAGAUGCAGACAAUGCUGUCUGUGGCUUUUGGUGCUAACAACCUCACUUUCACUGGUGCCAUCAAUGGAGAUGUCUUCGUGUGGAAGGAGCACUUCCUCAUCCGGCUGGUAGCCAAGGCUCACACAGGCCCUGUUUUCACAAUGUACACAACCCUCCGGGAUGGGCUUAUUGUGACUGGUGGAAAAGAACGGCCGACUAAAGAAGGAGGGGCUGUAAAGUUGUGGGACCAGGAGAUGAAGCGCUGCAGGGCUUUCCAAUUGGAGACAGGGCAGCUGGUGGAGUGUGUGCGCUCUGUGUGCCGAGGCAAAGGAAAAAUUUUAGUAGGAACCAAAGAUGGUGAAAUAAUUGAAGUUGGUGAAAAAAAUGCUGCUUCAAACAUCUUGAUUGACGGACAUAUGGAGGGGGCGAUCUGGGGCUUGGCCACACACCCCUCCAAGGACACCUUCAUCUCAGCCAGCAAUGAUGGCACAGCAAGGAUCUGGGACCUGGCUGACAAGAAACUGCUAAAUAAGGUGAACCUGGGCCACGCGGCCAGGUGUGCAGCCUAUAGCCCUGACGGGGAGAUGGUGGCUAUUGGCAUGAAGAACGGAGAGUUUGUCAUCUUGCUGGUAAACAGCCUGAAAGUUUGGGGGAAAAAACGAGACCGGAAAUCUGCCAUCCAAGACAUCAGAAUCAGCCCAGACAACAGAUUCAUAGCCGUGGGCUCUUCUGAGCACACGGUUGACUUCUAUGACCUCACUCAGGGCACAAGUCUGAAUCGCAUUGGCUACUGCAAAGAUAUCCCAAGCUUUGUCAUUCAGCUGGACUUUUCUGCAGAUAGCAAAUACAUUCAGGUGUCAACAGGAGCUUAUAAGCGCCAGGUGCAUGAAGUUCCCCUGGGGAAGCAAAUAACUGAAGCCAUGGUCAUCGAGAAGAUCACCUGGGCUUCCUGGACAAGUGUUCUAGGAGAUGAAGUCAUUGGAAUCUGGCCACGAAAUGCAGACAAGGCUGAUGUCAACUGUGCAUGUGUGACCCAUGCUGGCUUGAACAUUGUCACAGGAGAUGAUUUUGGGCUAGUGAAGCUCUUUGAUUUUCCAUGCACAGAAAAAUUUGCCAAGCAUAAACGUUACUUUGGUCACUCAGCUCAUGUGACAAACAUCCGUUUUUCUUAUGAUGACAAGUAUGUGGUCAGCACCGGAGGAGACGACUUCAGUGUAUUUGUGUGGCGAUGUCUGUAAAUGCCAGAACCUCGUGCAGUACGCCGCAUUUCCCCAGCUACUUCAGGCAAUAUAGAGGUGCCUCCUCCACACACAAGCUCUGAAUGCCAGUG